AUGAACGGCAAGGUCGGCGUCGUCGUCUCCGCAAACGCUUCGACGGGCCGCUUCGGCGUGCGCGUGGCGGGCGAGGCCAAGGCACUCGCACUGAGGCGCGCUAUGCCAGCGGCCAAGGCGGUGGAGGUGGGCAGGCUGGUCCUCAAGGCGGCGGAGUGGUCGCCGCAGUCGCACGAGCUCUUCCCGACAGCGGCUCGCAAGCGGGCGGUCGAGGUGAUGCGGCUGGGCUACCUGAUCGCCUGGGACGAGGAGCGCUUCGACAGCCGCGAGGGAGCGGCUCCAGAGCUGGCGGACAUCUGGCGCGGCUUUGUGCUGCCAAGGGUGGUGGUGCGAUGA
Messenger RNA from Emiliania huxleyi CCMP1516, 336 nucleotides. RefSeq lists its product as hypothetical. Lineage: Eukaryota; Haptophyta; Isochrysidales; Noelaerhabdaceae. The coding region runs from base 1 to 336 and encodes 111 amino acids. The transcript has 2 exons. The record is from RefSeq and is a predicted model, not a curated record.